ACGCACAAAAUGGAAUCGAGCGAUCUGGAUGAUUUAUGUUUUCAUGUUAACUCAAAGAUUUCUUUAAUCAAGAAGACUCUCCAGCUGAGAAAUAUAGGACAGGAUCCCUCUCUGACCUGCGUCCUGAAUAAAGUCGCGCAUGAAAUGAAUUCUCUGCAUGACCUUCUCAACAAAUUGGAGACGGAGGUUCAGAAGCAGGAGAGUAUUUCACGUUCCCUGAAGGAACUACAGGCUACUUUUGCUAAUAAUUUUGCCGAAGCGUCUCACAUGAAGGAAAACAUCCCUCCGCAUCUACCCAAGAAAGCUCCGAGCAGUAAUGAGGCAAAGUGCGAGCCGCCGGAUGUCGGUCAGGCCCCGGCGCGUGCGGAGCCGCCGAAGAGACCAACCAAGGAGAAAGCCAUAAAAGAAAUGGAGCUGAUCACGGUGCAGGAGUUUGCAAAUGUCCCGGCUUACAUGAAGAACCGCCUGACGUACGAACAGAUAAACGGCGUAAUCGAGGAGGUCAACAAAGCCGUUGUGGGAAAAUACAAGAUAUUUCACCAGCCGAUGAAAUCUCUGAACAACGCGGCCAAAAAGCAGCUGUGCCGGUUCAAAGAAGAAGAAACCAAGGAGACGAAAGGACUGUUUUUUGUCGUAGAUCAAGAUAUAAAAGAGUUUACCCAGGUGAAGGUGGACAAGCGGUUUCACGGGAUGCUCAGUAUAUUACGCCAUUGCCAUCGUAUACGAGAGAUUCGGAGUAAAGGACUGGUGCGUUAUAUCAUCUGCUAACACAGCGAGCUCACGAAUCGUUAGUAGGUGAGGCGCACGUCCGUGACAAAGUCUGCAGUUUCUUUAAUGCACUUGUACAGACUACGAUAAUGUAUAUUUUUGUGUAUACUAAGAAAAAAAAUAUAUAUUGCCUUGAUUACUAA
Molecule: messenger RNA, 911 nt
Organism: Spea bombifrons (plains spadefoot toad)
Lineage: Eukaryota; Metazoa; Chordata; Amphibia; Anura; Pelobatidae
Gene: SKA1
Product: spindle and kinetochore associated complex subunit 1
Exons: 6
Coding region: 10-768 (252 amino acids)
Biological process (GO): cell division; mitotic cell cycle; chromosome segregation
Cellular component (GO): outer kinetochore; spindle microtubule; mitotic spindle
Molecular function (GO): microtubule binding
Source: RefSeq, a predicted model, not a curated record